Messenger RNA from Cinara cedri, 684 nucleotides. The record is from the annotation of a GenBank genome assembly. NCBI's taxonomy places the organism in Eukaryota, Metazoa, Arthropoda, Insecta, Hemiptera, Aphididae.
AUGCGAUUUAUUCAACAAGAGAAAAAACUUCGGAUAUAUAACAUCGAUACUACUGACACGACAAAAUCUAGACACGGGGAAUUAUUUCCGAAUACGGUUAGAUCAUUAGUAUUGGGUAGUUCGGGUUGUGGCAAAACAAAUUUAAUAUAUUUUUUACUAGUUGAUGAAAACGGACUGCGAUUUGAAAAUGUUUACAUUUAUUCAAAAACGCUCGAUCAACCAAAGUAUAAGUUAUUAAAGCGGAUUAUUAACGAAAUCGAUGGUGUUAAAAUAUUUACAUUUUUCGAAAAUGAUAAAGUUAUAUCGCCCGAAAAAGUUUUACCGAAUUCUGUGUUUAUUAUGGACGAUGUUAUCGGGGAACAGCAAGCUGUUAUUAGAGAAUAUUUUUCACGAGGACGACACAAUAACGUAGAUAUAUUCUAUCUAGCCCAAAGUUAUUCGAAAGUGCCUAAACAAUUGAUACGUGACAAUGCAAAUUUAAUAGUGUUAUUCAAACAAGACGAAACAAAUUUAAAACAUGUAUAUAAUGAACACUGUUCGGGUGAUAUGUCUUAUAUCGAAUUUAAACAUUUUUGUAACACAUGUUGGAAUCGCGAUAGGUUUGCUUUUGUUGUUAUUUGUAAAGAUAAUGAACGCGAUAACGGGCGUUACCGAUUUGGAUUCGAUACGUAUGUAGCUAUAUAA